AUGAGCAAUGAAGUUGAUAAAGUUUGUGAACUUGUAAUAUUACAAAAAGUAAACUGCAAAGCUCGAGCAAUUACUACUUUCUUAAAUAAUUCUCAUUAUCUUAAAAAAUCUAGAAAUCAUGAAUACAGUUCUUCAGCUACUAGUGCUCAUAAUACACGAAAUAAACCUUCUAAAAUAAUUCAACAUAAUAUUGCUGCUACUCCAACAAGUCUUUUGCUCUAUAUAUCCACAAAAGAGGCUCUCAGAAUAAGAAUUAAGUGUAUUAGAAAGAAUACAAUACUGUCAAAACCCAAGAUACUUGAAGAAAUUGAAAUUUCAAUUAUAUUAUGUUAUACCUUAAGUGCACCUUAUUGGGUUAUGGAUGAUACCUUCAAGACUGUAUCUAGUCUUUUUUUGGCAACUUUAUACUAUCCAUAUACCCCUUUAAAUGACUUUGCUAAAGAUAAUGAUAUUCAACUUAAUUCAUCAACAAUUAUUACCGAUUUUGAACUAGCAGCACGCAAUUUACAAAACUGUUAUGCUAUAAUGACAAAACCCCAAAUUUCAUACUACACUAUGCUUCCAAACACCACUAUAGCACCACAAGAUCAUAUUGACAACAAUAUAACCUCAUUAAUUCAUGUGUCCUCUAGUUCAUAUACCGAC
Molecule: messenger RNA, 645 nt
Organism: Dentiscutata erythropus
Lineage: Eukaryota; Fungi; Glomeromycota; Glomeromycetes; Diversisporales; Gigasporaceae
Source: the annotation of a GenBank genome assembly